CAAGAAGCAUUGCAAGGCAUGCAUGCAGCGGCGAACUCUAGGCCGUCCUUCUCUAUCCCAUGGAGCGAAUUUGGAACACAUCGCCGACGCUGCAUACUAAGCAGACAGCCGGCGUCGACUCCACAGGAAGUUGCGCACCAGCCUCCGUCGCGUUGCAAGACCCCGAAUUGCAGCAGAUCCGGCUCCGAUACAGACUUGCGACGCCGACCUUCGCGACACUCUGCACCAUCUCCAAGGCCCCGGACCGCGGACAAGUGUUGCAGAAGGCUUGCCUGGCCACCGAGCUCCGUUCAUUCCCUCUUCGCCGAGGAGAGAAGGGCCUCUUUCGAGAAGUCAAUGAUCAUCUCCCUAUCCCGUACCCCAUCAAGGAGAACCUGUCGGAGCCAUGGCACAAGGCCUUCUUGUUGGUGCAACUUCGCCUUCAGUGUAUUCCCUGGCCCAACAAGUUGGCUGUCGAGGCAAGGCACCAACUAUACGGUGAGCGGAAGCGCAUGGACUCAAUAAUCGAAACCGCACUGCGCUGCAUUGUUGACAUACUCGGUUCCCGUCGGGAUGGGCGAGGCGUCGGGGUCGCUCUCGACGUCCUCCGAAGCGUUAUGGCUGGCGUCUGGGAGGGCAGCGACAAUGAGCUUCUCCAGAUCGAGGGAAUAGGGCCGCAGAGAAAGGAGAGGCUUAUCGAGGCCAACGUAAAGACUGUCAAGGAGCUGACCAGGCUCGACUUUUGGCACAUCGAGCGGCUCUUGAGCCGCAAUCCCCCAUUUGGUCAGCAGAUGCUGCACAAACUCGCUGGCUUCCCCCUUUUGACGCUGCAGGUUGAACUUGUGCAAAACAGUUCAAGGCCUCAGGUUGAACCAGUUCUUGACCAUGGAUGUGGUCUCAGGCCUCCGUCAAGAGCGGCGUGGAUCGCAAGAAUGACGUUGAACUACGAAAAUAAGGCACCGCCAUCGUGGGGCAAGAACACACCGUGGACGACGGUCAUGAUCGAAGGUGACGACGGAAGGCUCAUGUACUUCUGGCGGGGUAGCGUCAAGCGUUUAACUGGCGGCAAGGAGCUUAUCACGAGCUUGGACCCGAAGAAGAGAGAAGAGCUGAAGGUCACAUUUGCGUGCGAAGGUAUCGUGGGCACAAUCGUCCGAAUGACACACCAAGUCUGAGUAUGGCCAAAUUGGUGGGCCGGUUAGUUUGAAGUUGGGAUGAACCAAUUAUUUGCGA
Molecule: messenger RNA, 1212 nt
Organism: Purpureocillium takamizusanense
Lineage: Eukaryota; Fungi; Ascomycota; Sordariomycetes; Hypocreales; Ophiocordycipitaceae
Product: DNA helicase
Exons: 2
Coding region: 60-1154 (364 amino acids)
Source: RefSeq, a predicted model, not a curated record